GGGGAGCGGCGGAGAGUAAAUACAACAGGAGCGCAAAAUGGCGGAGCCGCCGAACCCAGCUCGCGGCGCCGUGGCUCUCCUCUCUGAGAAGGAAGCAUCUGGCAAAGUACAGCCUUCCUCGCGGGAGUCGCCGGGCUCUAUGUCUGCCAAGAAGGUUCGCACGGAGGAGAAGAAGGCGCCGCGGAGAGUGAACGGGGAGGGGGCCAGCGGCGGGAACGGCGGGCAGCUGCAGCCGCCCGCCGCCCCACCGCCCCAGAGCUACGGCAGCCCGGCGGCGUGGAGCUUCGCGGCUCGGUCCGCCGCCUCCUCCUCGUCCACCUCUCGGAGCUGUUACUCUUUCUCCGCCAGCCCGAGCGUCUCCUCAGCCUCCGCUUCCUCGUCUCAGCCGCUGCCGCGCAAACUGCUGGUCACUCCCUCGCUGCUGCACGCUCAGCCUCACCGCGUCCUGCUCCCGCCCGUCGCUGCGCCGGCCGCCGCCAAGCCGCGCAGACCCAAGGAGAAGCGCGAGAAGGAGAAGCGGAGGCAGCACGGCCUCGGCGCCGCCGCGGCCCGGGAUGAGAACGGCGAGGCGAAGCCGCUUCCGCGAGAUAAAAUCAAAGAAAAAAUUAAAGAGAAAGACAAAGAAAAAGAGAGAGAGAGAAAGAAGCAUAAAGUAAUGAGUGAGAUCAAGAAAGAAAAUGGAGAUGUAAGGAUUUUACUGAAAAGUGGGAAGGAGAAACCAAAAACAAAUAUAGAAGACUUACAAAUUAAAAAAGUAAAGAAGAAAAAGAAAAAGAAACACAAAGAGAAUGAAAAACGGAAGCGUCCAAAAAUGUAUAGCAAAUCUAUUCAGACCAUCUGUUCAGGAUUGCUGUCUGCUGAGGAGCAAGAAGCCCAAAGCAUCAUAAGUGAGAAUGGAAAGGAUUGCAUUGGAAAACAUUUGGAUACCAAAAACUGUGAUUCAAAAAUUCCUGAUAACAGCGACUUUCCAUUUGUGUCAUUAAAGGAGCCCAGCGAUAAGAAUAACCUUAGAAGGUUGGACACUUUGGCGUUCAGGCAGCUCAUUCACAUCGAGCAGCAGCCUAACGGAGGCGCGGCAGUCAUCCAUGCCUACAGUAAUGAACUCUCCUGCCUGUCUCCCAUGGAGAUGCAGAGAUUUGCAGAAGAAUUUGUGGGUUUAGUGUUCAGUGAAAACGAAAGCUCUGCGGCUUUCUAUGUAAUGGGCAUUGUUCAUGGGGCAGCUACAUACUUACCUGACUUUUUAGACUACUUUUCAUAUAAUUUUCCCAAUUCACCAGUGAAAAUGGAGAUACUGGGAAAGAAAGAUAUAGAAACAACGACUAUGUCCAAUUUUCAUGCUCAGGUAAAAAGAACAUAUUCUCAUGGUACUUACAGAGCUGGCCCGAUGCGACAGAUCAGCUUGGUGGGAGCAGUUGAUGAAGAAGUGGGCGAUUACUUCCCCGAGUUCCUUGACAUGUUAGAGGCGUCACCAUUUUUAAAAUGUACAUUGCCAUGGGGAACACUGUCUAGUCUGAAAUUAGAGAGUCGGAAAGAUAGUGAUGAUGGUCCCAUCAUGUGGGUACGUCCAGGAGAACAAAUGAUCCCCGUGGCUGAUAUGCCAAAGUCACCCUUCAAAAGGAAAAGAACUACCAAUGAAAUAAAAAACCUUCAGUAUCUACCUCGAACCAGUGAGCCUCGGGAGAUGCUGUUUGAAGACAGGACGAGAGCCCAUGCGGAUCACAUAGGACAAGGCUUUGAACGACAGACCACGGCGGCUGUUGGGGUGCUCAAGGCUGUGCACUGUGGACAGCGGCCUGAUCAACCCCGAGUAACCAAAGAUGUAAUUUGUUUUCAUGCAGAAGAUUUCUUAGAAGUAGUUCAACGAAUGCAAUUAGACUUACAUGAACCUCCACUGUCCCAGUGUGUGCAGUGGGUUGAUGAUGCAAAACUUAACCAGCUGAGGAGAGAAGGCAUUCGCUAUGCCAGGAUUCAGCUGUAUGAUAAUGACAUUUAUUUUAUUCCAAGGAAUGUUGUCCAUCAGUUCAAGACAGUUUCAGCUGUAUGCAGUUUGGCAUGGCACGUUCGACUGAAAUUCUAUCACGCAGAGGAGGACACUUGUCACAGUACGGUUACUCAUGAAAAGGGCAUAGCAUCAGGUCCCACAUCAUCAGUUCUCGGAGCUCACACUGAGAACCAAGCCUCCUCAGACUCUGUGUUGUCAGACAAACUUCAUUCUAAGUAUGAAUCACAACAAAUUAAACAGGAACCUGUUGCAGCUCUGAGAAUCAAGGAAGAACCUGUGACGGUUCCCAUACCUGAAAAGAUUGGAACACCAAAUAACACGGAAGGCAAGGACAGUAAGGCGAGGCUGGAUCACGCUCAGUUUCCAGAUUUUCACAUUGACAUGGACUCUACAUUUGAGAGCACCAACAGAGACUUAAAGGAAGACUCGUGUCCUGGAAGUGUCAGUAAUACAGUCGAUACACAGCAACAUAGUUCUGUACGUUCAAGUCAAGACAAAAGUGUGGAUGACAAUUUGUGCUGAAUUUGUUCAUUACGUAUAGCCUUUCUUUAAAACAUAAUUUGUAAUGGUUCAUGAAAUCUGAAAGCAAGCCUAGGAAUUGCUCUCAAGUCUGUUACAAAAUAUAGUUUAUGUAGCUUUGUAACAUUCCUCAGUGCCUGUCCAUAACUGUGAAGUAUCAAGCACUUAGGGCCAGAUGCACUGUAAACAUUGCAGGCUUAAAUACACAGGAGUCUUUAGAAAAGUCAUUUGAGUUGGAGUUGUAGGCUUUAGAAUAGAGCUGACAAAAUCAUAUAAAUAUAUUUUUUUGUAAUAUGAGCCAGAAUUUUUUUGACAAUAUAAGGUUUUUCCAUAGAGCUUAUUUAUACCAACUUUUUUUCAUUUUAAAUGUGUCAGCACUGUAGUGUAAAUAGCUUUACAAAACCUUUUUAGUGUGAUUUAUAUUGAAAUGUGAGCCACUUAAUAAAGGUUCAUAAUAAUAAA
Mus caroli (Ryukyu mouse) is the source of this 2983-nucleotide messenger RNA. It is a transcript of the gene Rsbn1l, whose product is annotated as round spermatid basic protein 1 like. Gene Ontology annotation, cellular component: nucleus. The record is from RefSeq and is a predicted model, not a curated record. NCBI's taxonomy places the organism in Eukaryota, Metazoa, Chordata, Mammalia, Rodentia, Muridae.